Messenger RNA from Penicillium brasilianum, 2821 nucleotides. NCBI's taxonomy places the organism in Eukaryota, Fungi, Ascomycota, Eurotiomycetes, Eurotiales, Aspergillaceae. The record is from the annotation of a GenBank genome assembly.
GCCCCGCCCCUCGAGCCUAAAGCUCCUUUCCCGCCUUGACACCAUUUUGCCCCCUGGCCUUGUUGAAUUCUUUUAUUUUAUCUAUAUUGACAUCAAGAUGGGUGUUCAGCUUCCUGACUUGAAAUUUACCUCGCUCGAGGUCAUCCCCGAGCGCAUCUCCACCCUCCGCAAGUCCUUCUUGGAGAACAAGACCCGCGAUGUCGAGUUCCGUCUCGUCCAGCUUCGCAAGCUCUACUGGGCCAUCAAGGACCAUGAGGAGGAGAUCGUCGAGGCUUGCGCCCAGGACCUGAACAAGCCGCGGUUCGAGUCAGAGAUCGCCGAGAGCGGUUGGCUACUCAACGAUAUCGUCUUCACCACGCGCAACCUGCACAAGUGGGUGAAAGAUGAGAAGGCUCCCGAUAUCGAACUGUCCUACAAGUUCAUGAGCCCCAAGAUUCGCAAGGAUCCUCUCGGCUGCGUGUUGGUCAUUGGUGCUUUCAACUUCCCCUUCCAGCUCACUAUGGGCCCUGUUAUUGGAGCCAUCGCCGCCGGUAACACCGUCGUUAUUAAGCCCUCCGAGAACGCUCCCCGCAGCGCCGCCGUUAUGCAAAAGAUCUGCGAGGCUUCCCUCGACCCUUCCUGCUAUUCCGUUGUUCAAGGUGGUGUCUCCGAGACACAGGCUCUUUUGGCAGAGCGCUGGGAUAAGAUCUUCUUCACUGGUGGCGCCAACGUUGGUCGUAUCAUCGCCAAGGCCGCGGCCCCUCAUUUGACCCCUGUCGUCCUCGAGCUGGGCGGUAUCAACCCGGCCAUUGUCACCAAGAAUGCCGAUCCGCGUCUGGUUGCGCGCCGUAUGCUCUGGGGUAAGACCCUAAAUGCGGGUCAAUUGUGCACAUCGCAGAAUUACCUACUCGUUGAUAAGACGAUUGUGCCUCGUGUCGUGGAGGAGUUCAAGAAGGCUUAUGCCGAGUUCUACCCUAAGGGUGCUAAGAACUCACCCGAUUACUCGCGGAUUAUCAAUGAGACUCACUUCCAGCGCCUCAAGUCCAUGCUCGAUAACACCAAGGGCAAGAUCUUGCUGGGUGGUACUAUGGACGAGAAGGAGCUCUUCAUCGAGCCCACCGUUAUUCAGGUCGACUCCGUUGAGGAUUCAUUGUGCACACAGGAGAGCUUCGGUCCUUUUAUUACUAUACUGCCCGUCGAGAACCUGGAUGAGGCUAUCAGCCUCGCCAACGGCGUUCAAAGCACCCCCUUAGGCCUAUACCCCUUCGGUUCCAAGGCCGAUAUUGCCAAGAUCAUCGCCUCCACCCGCUCCGGUGGUGUCUCUUGCAACGACGCUGCCUUGCAUAUCCCCACUCUUCCCUUCGGCGGUGUCGGUGAGAGUGGUCACGGUGCCUACCGCGGCCGCUCCAGCUUCGAUGUCUGGGUGCACCGCCGUCCCAUUACCAGCAGCCCUGGCUGGCUCGAGUCUAUCCUCUCUAUCCGCUACCCGCCCUAUGCCGGCAAGCUGAGCAAAUUCAAGGCCGCCAGCGCCCUGGUGCCCGACUUUGACCGUAGCGGCCAGAAGGUGCCGCUCGGCUGGCUGCGCUUCAUCUUGACUCUGGGUGGCGGAAGUGCGAAGGCCGGAGCUGGCCGUGCUGCUGUUGUUGCUGCCAUUGCCUACGUCGUGCUCCAAGUCCUCGAAAAGCGAUCGUCGAAAUUGUGAUCAUCCCUGUGUGGAGAGAAUCCGACCAAUAAGGGGAAUUGGGAGACCCAUUUAGGUUGGAUAUUAGCUUUUUUGACCGGGUUUCUCGUUAUUGUGUAAUUAUCUAUAUGUAGCAAAUUGUCCGGACCGGUCAUGUGAACUGCAAUUGAAAUGCAGUGUCACUGUGCCGAGUAGCAUGUUAUUAUUUUCAUCUCUCCUAUGUGAGCCGUGCUUCAGCAUAGUAGUGUGACAUGAAAGUAUGAAGCUAUCAACUCUCUAACUCUUCAUUCCUCGUGAAUUCAUCGUCAUUUCCCCAUGUCUCCUUCAAAUAGCCAUAUUAGCACAUGUAAACGCAGGCGUUGUAGCGCCCGAGUAAUCGGCAAUGAUAGCCUCCACCGCGGCAUACAGGCCCGGUCCCAGAAUAAAAAGGCCAACGAUCAUUAUAAAAAUAUUAACAAGCGUCAUAGUCGUCCUGGUCAACCCGCUGAACAAUUGACCUCGGUUCAGCUGCCAAUAAGCGACAGCAAAGAAAAUGUAUCCAAAGAACGAAUCAAAGGCCGCGCUGAGCAGCGAGAGGAAAUCGCCCAUGCUGGGGACAACCUCGGAGAAGACGAAUGCAAGCAACCAGAUACCAAUCAUAAUCAGGCCCCAGACUCCCCAUCCGAUGACGGUAUUGCUGUGGGCGUGUCUGGAUUUGCCCAGGACUCGGCCGUAGAUGAAUUUCGCCGUGACAUUGGCGUAGAUCACGCCGAUGAUGAGCGUGGGCACGAUGACGAAUCCGAACGAGGCCUUUUUAUACGCGGUCACACCGAGACUGCCGAAAGCAGGCGCCGUGGAGUACUGUCCCAGAUACCUGAAGCCAAUGGCUGGGGGCACGAUGAAGAGUAUAGCCGAGAUAGCUGCGAGAACGGCGAGGGCCUUGGGGAAGUCCUGCGGGCGUUCCAUCUCGGCGAUGAAGGAUGGGAAGAGGAUCUGCGGCACCCAGAGGAAGGUGAUGUUCAGCACGGCAUUCAUGCAGGCAACCCAGGUGGUGCCGGGUAGAGGAAAGGCGUAGGUCUUGACAGGCCCGUCGGUGGGGUAGUCGCCAUUGUACCCGUACAACGGGGCCUUUUCAAUUCCGGCGAAGACGAGGAAGAGAAGGAUGGCAAUUCCCAUGCAGGC